AUGCCGAGGGGCUUCCUGGUAAAGCGAACUAAACGGACGGGCGGCUCAUACCGAGUGCGCCUAGCUGAGCGGGUCUUCCCGCUGCUGGGGCCCCAGGGGGCGCCGCCCUUCCCCGAGGAGGCUGCCAGUGCCCCCCAGCCCGGGGCGCAGCAGGUGGCAGCCCCCACCUUGGAGGAGGCGGCGGCGGCCGGCGAACUGUCGGGGUCGCCCUGUCGGGCGGCUAGGGUGAGCCCGGGGGAGGGCGGGCAGGAAGGUGAUGCGGAGUGGAGGGCGGAUGGUAGGGAGGGUCCCGGGCCCAGCCCCAGCCCCAGCCCCACGAAGCCGGCGGGCGCGGAGCUGCGCCGGGCAUUCCUGGAGCGCUGCCUCAGCUCACCCGUCUCUGCAGAGUCCUUCCCCGGGGGUGCCGCCGCGGUGGCUGCUUUCUCCUGCUCGGCGGCGCCAGCAGCUGCACCGACCUCGGGGGAGCAGUUCCUGCUGCCGAUCCGGGCGCCGUUCCCAGAGCCGGAGCUCCAUCCAGACCCCGCGCCCCUCUCGGCCGCCCUGCACGGCCUGAAGCGGGCUGCUGGCAACGAGCGCCGUGCCAAGGCACCUCCGGGCUGCACGUCUGGACCUGCGGCCGCCGGAGUCAAGAAGCCAAAGGCCAUGAGGAAGUUGAGCUUCGCCGAUGAAGUGACCACGUCCCCUGUCCUGGGCCUGAAGAUCAAGGAGGAGGAGCCCGGAGCGCCGUCCCGGGGCCCCGGGGGCAGCCGCACGCCACUCGGGGAGUUUAUCUGCCAGCUAUGCAAGGAGCAGUACGCAGACCCCUUCGCUCUGGCCCAGCACCGCUGCUCCCGCAUCGUACGCGUAGAGUACCGCUGUCCCGAGUGCGACAAGGUCUUCAGCUGCCCUGCGAACCUCGCCUCCCAUCGCCGCUGGCACAAACCGCGCCCCGCAGCGGCAAAUGCUGCCGCAGUCUCCUCAGCCGACGGGAAGCCGCCUCCUUCGUCUUCCUCGACCUCCCCAGACUCUGGGGCUGUUGCAUCUUUCCUGGCGGAGGGGAAGGAGAACAGCCGGGCAGAGCGAGCGGCGGAUCAGCACCUGCCGGCGAGGGACAGCUCCAGGGAGGCGCAGCACCAGGACAGCGCCCCACACCAGGGCCUCCAGGUGUUGUCCCAUCCCGAGCCAGCACUGCCUCAGGUCCCCCAUACGGAGGGGGUGUUAGGGCGCCGGGUGCCUGGGUCAGGUAGUGCCAGUGGUGUCGGGGGACCCGAGAUCUUCAUGUGCCCGUAUUGCCACAAAAAGUUCCGUCGCCAAGCCUAUCUGCGCAAGCACCUAGGCACUCACGAGGCAGGCGCCGCUCGUGCGCUUGCCCCGGGCUUUGGCUCUGAACACGGCGCCCCACUGGCCUUCGCUUGCCCCCUGUGCGGGGCGCACUUCCCGUCCGCAGACAUCAGGGACAAGCACCGGCUGUGGCACGCGCUCCGCGAGGAGCUGCUCCUGCCUGCUCUGGCCGGGGCGCCCGCUGAAGCGCCGGGCCCAGGCGGAGCGUCCGACGGGAGUGCUCAGCAAAUUUUCUCGUGCAAGCACUGCCCUUCCACCUUUUUUAGCUCCCCGGGGCUGACCCGGCACAUAAAUAAGUGCCACCCCUCAGAAAGUCGGCAGGUACUGCUGCUGCAGAUGCCGUUGCGGCCUGGCUGUUGA
Nyctereutes procyonoides (raccoon dog) is the source of this 1680-nucleotide messenger RNA. RefSeq names its product INSM transcriptional repressor 2 (gene INSM2). NCBI's taxonomy places the organism in Eukaryota, Metazoa, Chordata, Mammalia, Carnivora, Canidae. The coding region runs from base 1 to 1680 and encodes 559 amino acids. Gene Ontology annotation, cellular component: transcription repressor complex; nucleus. The transcript has a single exon. Gene Ontology annotation, molecular function: DNA-binding transcription repressor activity, RNA polymerase II-specific; RNA polymerase II cis-regulatory region sequence-specific DNA binding. The record is from RefSeq and is a predicted model, not a curated record. Gene Ontology annotation, biological process: regulation of cell cycle process; neuron differentiation; negative regulation of transcription by RNA polymerase II.